This is a messenger RNA of Aspergillus nidulans FGSC A4, 774 nucleotides long. RefSeq lists its product as uncharacterized. The record is from RefSeq and is a predicted model, not a curated record. Lineage: Eukaryota; Fungi; Ascomycota; Eurotiomycetes; Eurotiales; Aspergillaceae. The transcript has 2 exons. Bases 1 to 774 code for a protein of 257 amino acids.
AUGAUUGUUGGUGAAAAGGCCCAAAACGCCGUACAAGCGCUCGAAAGCUUGAAAUCCCGAUUUGAAAUUAAAGAAGCGCCGGAAUUCAAGCGAUAUCUAGGCAUGAAUAUCAAAACAACGCCUACAGGCAUCCACCUGUCACAGGAGGAUCAAAUUGAUGACAUUAUCAACUCUUUUGGGCUUCAUGAUGCCCAUCCUACCAAAUCACCCCUUGAUCCUGGAACAGUUAUCGAUGAUGCUCCAGAUCUAAAAAUCAAUAUCAAAGAAUACCAGCGCGCCAAUAUCGAGCCCCCUAAAGCCUUUAGUGAUUCUGAUUGGGGUGGACCUCAUACAAAAGCACGUCGGUCAGUUGGCGGAUAUGUUUUCAAACUUGCCGGAGGACCAAUUGCUUGGCAAUCAAAGCGCCAAACCUGCGUAGCAACCAGCUCUAAUGAAGCUGAAUAUAUUGCUGCAUCCGAAGCCUCGCGCGAAGCCUAUUGGAUACGCGAAAUUAUGAAGGAUCUUCGAUUAUUUGAUGACCAACAUGCACCUGGUAUCCCAUUACAUAUGGACAACAAAGGAGCUAUUGAUCUUACAAUGUCCGACAUACAAACCAAAAGAUCAAAGCACAUUGACAUCCGCUACCAUUACACCCGUGAUAUGGUCGACCAAGGCAUCAUCCAUAUCAAGCAGAUCCCUACCGCCGAAAUGGUUGCAGAUGGCUGUACGAAGCCUCUGGGAUCUGAAGCUCACUCCCAUUUCAUUCGUUUAUUAGGUCUCCGCAACGAUGAUUAA